This is a messenger RNA of Orbilia oligospora ATCC 24927, 3963 nucleotides long. RefSeq lists its product as uncharacterized. Bases 1 to 3963 code for a protein of 1320 amino acids. The transcript is spliced from 4 exons. The record is from RefSeq and is a predicted model, not a curated record. Lineage: Eukaryota; Fungi; Ascomycota; Orbiliomycetes; Orbiliales; Orbiliaceae.
AUGUUCGCCAGGCUAAAGAACUUCGCGGAUUCUCUCGAAGAAUCCGCGCGAACAGCCGGCCAGCGCAACCUCGCAUCUCCACCACCGUCGACUCUCCAAAGGACACCUAGUAGUUCUCGGCGCGACGGCCUUCACGACCGAUCAUCUUCGAGACCCCGGAAUACAGUCUCGUCGCUUAAAGAGCGAGAGCGGGAUCCAGCGGAUUUCGAAGCAGACUUCUCGAGCGAUGGGGGAGGAAUCUCUCGAACCGGAACACCAGCUCCUUCAACGAGUGGUAGUGGUGGUACUAGUGGGGUGGGAGAUGAGAAGCGGGAGGGUGAAACCGGCGAUGGUAGUACAGAGAGGAAGGAUGCAGGCGGAGCAGGAGGGACCAGCAAUGGAACCAUAAAUCUAGCGGAUUUGCCGUCCGAAGUCAGAUUGAAGCUCCGAAAGCUCGAGAAGAUCGAGAACAAGUAUACAGAGCUGCUCCGAUCGUAUCGCAUCACACAUGCAAAGGUUCAACUGAUCGAUCCAUUCGAAAAGGUCCUCCGUGAGACGACACCCUGUACUUCUAUCUCCGAACCCGCGGCAUUCACCGAAUAUCUUAACAACUUAUCGUUACGGUCUGACAUGACGAUGGAGGAAUUCAAACGCGUCUCGAAGGAACUGGCUGAGACGAAGAAGGAGCUAGAGAAGCACAAGAAGGAGUCCGACGACAGAGCAAAGGAAAUCGAGGCAUUGAAACUGCGGGUUAAAGAACUGGAAGGGAAGACAGAGACGAAUGGAGCAUCCUCCAUUGCAAGUCCUACCGGUGUUACAAGCCCAAUAAACGGUCCAUCUACCGCAAAGAACAGUAUUGACCUCGCCGAGAAGGUCAAGUCUCCUGGAGCAGCUUCCAUCUUAUCGAUAUCAUCCCUCAAGCCAACACCAGAAGCUCCUGCGGAAUUCUUUUCAUAUGAAGACGAGCAAGACCGUCUUGAUGCAUUGGUCAAGGAGCAGGUCGAUGAGAUUUCCACAUUAAAGGUUUCUUUGGAUACCGCCAAAACGGCUGCUAAGGUCGCCGAAGAGGCAGCCCAAGUGUUCCAAAAGAAUGUAGAAGACUCGCAGCGGGAGCUUGAGGGUAUGAGGGAAACGAUGGUGGCCAAAGACAGUGAGAUUAAGAGGCUAAUUGACGAGAGUGGGAAGCUCGAGAAGGAGCUUGGAGGUUUGAAGGAAGAGCUCACAGAAGCCCAGGAAGCCGUUAAGGCUGCUGAUACUACGGUUGUUGUAGAAAAGAAGGAAGAUUCUGUCGACUCUGGCCUCCUCGAGAAGCUGGAGAAAGAGAAAGAGACAUUGACUGCAGAGCGGGAUAAUCUUCAAAGCAGUCUGAAGAACUUGGAGGACGAGCUUGCUAAGGCGAAAUCUGAGUACGAGGAGAAGAAUGAGACUCUUCGUGGUGAGCACAAGAAGGACAUAGAGGCAUCGGAAGCAAGUCUCCAAGAACUCAAAGCUGGAAAGGAGAAGGAGAUCGAGGAGCUUGAGAGCAAGAUAGAAGAACUUGAAGGAGAAACCUUGAUGCUAAAAGCUGUUUCCGAUGAACUACAUAAUGUCAGAGAUGCUAAAGUCAAGAUUGAGAAGCUCCAUAAAGAGGCGGAAUCCCGUCUAGAAGACUUGGAAGCGAGGUUGGACAAGACUAAGAAAGAGAAGCUCGCCCUUGAGUCAAAGAUUUCGGUUCUGGAAGACCGACUAUUAGAGACUGAUCGCAAAGUCAAAGAUCUCACGGCCGCAAAACCCCCAGUUGACACCAAACUAGCCGAGUCGAAACCAACAAGUAGUUCGCAAGAUACAUUGGCUGUUCCAGACAAGGGCCUUACAGCUAGUCAGAAGCGCAAUCGCAGCCGACGGAACAAGAAGAAACGCGAAACUGCCGCUUUGACCGAUAAAACCUUCAAACCCGAUGAUGACGAGGACGAGGCAGCAAAAGACGAUACUGAAGACAGGUCCCAGGAUGUUGCUACUCCUACAUCACCACGACCGGAUGACGACGAAAUCUCCGCCACGGAUCUCAUUAUCUCGAAUUUGCGACUUGAAAUCACGGCCCUCAAGAAAGAGCUGGACGAGCAGGAAACACGCAGUGCAAAGUUUCGUGCAGAGGCUAAAAGGGCAGCUGACCGUAUUCAAGAGUUUGAGGUUCUUCAGGAAUCUUUCCUCAAUAUUAGUGAGGAAUGUGUCGAGGCCAAGGACAAGAUUCAGGAUCUAGUCCAAGAAAAGAAAGCCCUUGAAGCCGCCAAACAGGCUGUAGAGCAGGAAUUAACCAAACUGACGAUGGAGAUGGAGAAAGUUACUGCGGAUGGCAAGAAGAUUCAGGAGUCACACGGAGCCGUGCAAGAAGAGUUGACAAAGAUCAAAGACGAAGCGAGUUCAUUAAGUAACAAGCUCGGCGAACUCACAAUGGAAUUCGAAUCUCACAAGGCCUCCAGUGACAAGGUAUCCGACGAAGCUAACGCUAAGUACGGUGCACUGAACAAAGAAUUUGAGGCUGCAAAGGCUCAGGUCGAAUCUACGAAGGCAGAGUUAUCUAUCGCUCAGCAGCUUGCCGCCACUAGGUUCAAAGAUUUAGCCGAGAGGAAAGCGAUAUUAGAGAAGAUGCAGGCUGAAAUCAACAGCCAGAAGUCAGAGCUUUCAAAGCUUUCCGCUACUAACGGCGACCUUAAUCAAAAGCUUGCAACCUUCAGACGGCUGGAGAAGGCUGAGUCUGACUUGAAAUUCGAAGUCGAUAACUUGAAGCGGCGACUUUCAGAUCGUGAGAACGAACUCGACAGUAUUAGAGAGAAAGCACGAGUGGAAGUUAGGAAUGAGACUAUUAGGAGGACUAAAGCAGAAGACUCUAUAAGAACACUACAGAAAGAGCUCCGUGUUUGCGAAGAGGAUAGAAAAGAAGCCCAAGAGCUUGUCGAAUCGCUAUCGAGAGACCUGAAAAAGGCACAAGACGAGGUGUCUACUAUUCGGCCCAAGCUGCUUACAUUCGAACGAGAGGUUCAGAAGUUGAGGUCAGAGCGGGACGGAUUCCAAGAGGAAAUCGACCUAAAGACGGCCCAACAUUCAUCUGCACAAAGCUUGAUGUCAUCUUUGCGAGACCAGACGUCUGAACUUGCAAUGCAGAUGAAGGAACUCAAGGAGAAAAACGAAAGCAUGGAAGAAGAAUUAGCGGAGGCUCAGAAACUUCUAAGCGAGCGUAGUCGCGAAGCUGAAACCAUGAGACGCUUGCUUAGGGACGUCGAAACCAAGCAAGAUGCAAGAAUCAGGGAGAUGAAGGAGAGGAUGGAUCAAGCGAUCGAUGAAAGGGACAAGGCGGAAGAAGAAGCAGCCACUGUUAGCAAGCGAAAGAUGCGAGAACUAGAAGAAAUCAAAGACAAGCUCCGGGAAGCCGAGAAGGCCCUUAAGCGAGUCCAAGAAGAGAAAGCAGAUGCAGAGAAGGAAAGGAACGGAUUAAAGAGCGGUAAGGAGAGAGCGGAAGAGGCUCUACAAAAUUCAACCAAGGAGUUCGAAGAAACGAAGAAGGCGAUGAUUAAUAUGCGGGAUGCCUUGGACGAAACCGAGAAACAAAUGCGAGACUUUGACAAGCAGAAAGGCGAUUUACGGAAGCAGACUGAGGAUAUACAGCAGAAAUACGACAAGCUCCAAAAGGCGUAUAGAAUCGCAACAGACGAACUCCGUAUGAUUCAGAAUGCGAAAACAAGAUCCGAUGAUAGCCCUCGGCCAUCCUCUCGUCAAUCCUUAGAUAAACCAAUGUCGCCAACAAGAAGAGGUUCUGCUACACCUUCAAUGGACGGAAGUGGUCUUGACAGCAUUAAUGUCGACUACAUAAAGAAUAUUGUUCUCCAGAGCUUAGAGGUGAAGAACAAGAAGAUGCAGAUGCAGAUGCUACCAGUUUUGAAAAUGUUGCUGAAGUUUGACGACAAGGAUGAACAACGAUGGUUAACUAUCGUGAGCUCUAUCAAAUAA